AUGGUAUCCAUGAGCGAAUUCCAGUUUAUACCAAUCAGCAGAAUGUACUAUCUUCUUGAUGCCCAACUCCGUGAAAGACUCCCGCAACUCUACCCCGAUCUUCGCAGCAAGCAUCAGAACCUGACCAUAGCUAAAAAGUUAACUUCCAUAUCAAAUAGCUUUUUCAAACAUGGUCAUGGUAUAGGGUUCAUGCUUGGGGUUUAUCUCGACCUCGUUUGCACCUCCAUGGAGAACAUCAGAAUGGUGCCUCGCCCACCCUUCAUCUUUCCAGGAUCCGUGGUUUCUCAAGCAGCGGUGACUGGAUAUCCGACUGCUGAUCCUAUAAGGAAACUACGCAUGUAUCGCGUGGGAGAGGUCGUCCAUGCCGGAAGAUUUAUAUUGAAGGAAAUUGUCUACGCAGUUAACAACAUUGGAAACCCCGUAAACCAGGCUAACUCUAUUGCUCUCGCUGGACACGCCCUCAACCUGAAUGAGGACUUUCUUGUCCCCCAGGGUAGCAGCAGUAACACCAAUGGUAACAAUUGA
Striga asiatica is the source of this 525-nucleotide messenger RNA. Lineage: Eukaryota; Viridiplantae; Streptophyta; Magnoliopsida; Lamiales; Orobanchaceae. The record is from the annotation of a GenBank genome assembly.